AUGAUUCAAUCAUCAUUAUCAUCUACUAGUAAUCUCUUAUAUACAACACAUCCUCAAGCAGUUUAUACAAGUAAACUUUUGGAUUUUAAAAAUCUUCCAGAACCCAAAAAUGCAGAAAAUGAUGAUUUAGAAUAUUCAGAUUUCUUUAAAAAUGGAUUUAAAUAA
Messenger RNA from Rhizophagus irregularis DAOM 181602=DAOM 197198, 165 nucleotides. Lineage: Eukaryota; Fungi; Glomeromycota; Glomeromycetes; Glomerales; Glomeraceae. The record is from RefSeq and is a predicted model, not a curated record.